This is a messenger RNA of Rotaria sordida, 1881 nucleotides long. The record is from the annotation of a GenBank genome assembly. Lineage: Eukaryota; Metazoa; Rotifera; Eurotatoria; Philodinida; Philodinidae.
AUGAAAAAAUAUUUAUUAUUGAUAUUAAUAAUAAUAAUAAAUAUAAAAAUAAUAAAAUCAUUUGAAGAAAUUUCAAUUGAAGUUUCAAUAAAAGAAGAAGAAGAAAAUGGUACAAUAAUUAUUGAUUUAAGAUCAUAUAUAAAAUCUGAAUUAUUAUUAAAUAAUUCAAAUGAUUAUAUAAUAAAAUUUGUUCGUCCUUGUUUUAAUUUCUAUAUUGAUAAAGAAAAUUUAUUUCAAAUUCGUUCAUAUAAAAUUGAUCGUGAAAAAAUUUGUCCAUAUGAAAAAAAAUGUUAUUUAAAUUGUGAUUUAUUUAUUGAAAAAGAAGAAAUAAAAUUAAUAAAAUUAAAAAUAAAUAUUGAAGAUAUAAAUGAUCAUAAACCAAAAUUUAAAAAAAAAUUUUAUUCAUAUGAAUUUGAUGAAAAUUUAUCAAUAGGUUAUCGUUUACAAUUAGAACAAGCUGAAGAUAAAGAUAUAAGUGAAAAAAAUUCAAUAAAAAAUUAUUAUUUAAAUUUAUUUAAUUUAACAUAUUUUCCAUUUAAACUUGAUUAUAAUGAAAAAAAUCAUUUACUUGAAUUAAUAUUAAUUAAAAAUUUAGAAAAAAAUAAAAAUGAUAAAUUUCUUUUUGAACUUAUUGUUAAUGAUGGAGAAAAUGAAGAAGAUAAAUGUUUAAUUGAAAUAAAUAUUUUAGAAAAUCAACAAUAUAAUAAUUUACCACCAAAAUUUGAUUUAAAUUUAUAUCAAUUUUAUAUAUUUAAUUUAAAUGAAAAAUUUAUCGGAAAAGUUCAUGCAAUUAAUUUACAUAAUAAUAAUAAUAAUAAUAAUAAACAAAUAUAUUAUCGUAUAAUUCCAUCAAUAGAUAAUUCAAAUUUAUUUCAAAUAAAUGAAACAAGUGGAGAAAUUUUUUUAAAUGAAAUAGAAAAAAUAAAUUUAUUUGAUAAAUUUUAUGAAAUAUUUAUUGAAGCAUUUUAUUUAAAUUAUCUUUCUUCAUUAACAAAAGUUCAAAUUUAUUUUAAUUUAACUUCUCAAUUUAAAAAUAAUGAUAAUGAUAAUCAAGAAUAUUUUAUUCAAAUUUUAAUACCAAAAUUAUUUCAAAAAAUUGAUAAUCAAAUAUUUAUUAAAGAAAAUAUAUCUAUACCAAUAACAAUUCUUCAAUUAUUUAUUUCAUCAUCAUCAUCAUCAUCAUCAUCAUCAUUAUCAUCUUCAUUAUCUUCAUAUUCAUUAGAUAUGAUAACAUCUAUUGAUAAAAAUUUUUUUUAUUUAAAAAAAUUAGAUCAACAAUUAUUUGAAUUAAUUCUUUUAAAAACAUUUGAUUAUGAAAUUAUUCAAAAUAUUUAUUUAGAUUUUAUUUUAAAUAAACAAAAUUUAACAAAAAAAUCUAUUGAAAUUAUUAUUGAAAAUAUUAAUGAUUGUCAACCUUUUUUUAAUCAAACAAAUUUUUUUUUUCAUAUUCAAGAAAAUAAUCAAAUACCUUUUCUUAUUUAUACUUUUCAAGCUUAUGAUCAAGAUAAUUUAAAUCAAAUUAUUUAUCAAAUUCAAACUUCAGAUGAAAAUAUAUUUUCAAUAAAUUCAACAAGUGGAGAUUUAUGGAUAUUAAAAUCAUUUGAUCGUGAAAUAAAAUCAAAUUAUUCAUUAUUAAUUUGUGCAUUUGAUGGAAUUUAUCAAACAUGUUCAUCAAUAUUUCUAAAUAUUCUUGAUGAAAAUGAUAAUAUUUGUAAAUUUAAUUCAUCAUCAAUAACAUUAACAAUAAAUGAAAAUCUUUCAUCAAAUACAAAUUUAAUACAAAUUCAAGGAUUUGAUCCAGAUUAUAAACAAAAUGGAACAUUAGAAUAUAAAUUCUUACCUAAAACAUCUUAUUUAAAUAUUAAUUUAACAACAGGAAUA